This is a messenger RNA of Acanthochromis polyacanthus (spiny chromis), 2375 nucleotides long. RefSeq names its product dynein axonemal assembly factor 2 (gene dnaaf2). Gene Ontology annotation, biological process: axonemal dynein complex assembly. The record is from RefSeq and is a predicted model, not a curated record. NCBI's taxonomy places the organism in Eukaryota, Metazoa, Chordata, Actinopteri, Pomacentridae. The transcript is spliced from 2 exons. Gene Ontology annotation, cellular component: cytoplasm. The coding region runs from base 197 to 2320 and encodes 707 amino acids.
UGUGUUUGUUGCUAUCGCAAAAACGCAUAUUAACGCAUCUAAAACGAAAUAAAUGCCAAAUAUUUUUUCGGUUUAGGGAAUCCAAUUUAUAGCAGUUAAUCUGUCUAAAUUUCAAUCAUUUUUUGGACGCUUAAGUCGAAAAAGUUUGACGGCAAGUUUUGUUCACUAGCUUUAUUCAACUCGACGCUUCGUCACUAUGGAUGUCGGAGAUACGCUGAAAGAGCUCAACAUGACAGUGGAUGAAAUGGACAGAUUUACCAAAGCUUUCAAAGACGAAAAAUUCAGGGAAAUGUUGCGAGAUUACGCCCAAGAAAUAUCAGACCCUGAGAACAGGAACAGGUAUGAAGAGGAGAUCAAACUUUUGGAGCUGGAGAGAGGAAACAGCAUCGCGUUUAUCCACCCGCAACCAUUCAGAGCGUUUAAAACAAGCGUGGAUGGUAAACAGAAAUGCUUCAUUAAUAUAUGUGAAAGUGACAAAGUGGGGAAGCCUGAAUUUAAGUGUGUUGUGUCAGAAGAUGGCUGCAGAGGACAGCGGUGGUCCUUGCCUCACAGUCUGCCCCCUGGGAGGCCAGACACAGACCACAAAGGUAACAAAAUCAUGAUUUAUGACGUUGUUUUCCACCCUGACACUCUCCACAUAGCAAGUAAAAACAAGAGAUUUAUGGAUAUGGUGGAGGGCACAGCUAUUCAGGGAAUCCAGGAUGCUUUUAAAGUGGCUCUGGACAAAAACAAUGUGAGAGAGAUGAGAACAAAAUAUAAAGGCACCCCGCAGCCUUGUGUAAUUCGUAAACCAAUACCUGGAUACAAAGCCAAAGAGCAAACAGAGCAGCCCGACCCCCUUGCCUUCCCAUACCCGGAUGAAAAAAGACCUGCCACACUUCCCCAAACAAAGACUGCAGAGUCGCCUCCAAUGAAAAACAGCAAUGCUGAACCUAAAAGCUUCCAGAUCCAGCCUCAGAAAACCAAAGAGCCAACCAAACCAAAAUACACAAUAAAAUAUCGAUCUGUCAUUGACCUACAGGACUUUAGAUGCUCUAGAGACUCAGCCCAAAGCCCCAGGCCCAAAGAGAUUGUGGUUAACAUUGAUAUGCCACUCCUGAAGUCGGUCACAGACACCAGCCUGGAAGUGAAGGAGAAAAGCCUGCUGCUGGAGUCCAAGACCCCGGCCUACAGGCUGGAGCUGCCUUUAGCCUAUCCUGUGGAUGAAGACAAAGGAGAGGCCAAGUUUAACAAACAGAGGGGGCAGCUUACCAUCACACUGCCUGUUCUUCCUCCUAAAGUGGAUUUUGAUUAUUUGUCAGGUGCAGCUGUGACUGACGGUGAUUUUCAGAGUGUAAGUGAUGAUGAGAGCCAGAAGGACAGUGAGGUUGAAGGUGAUAAAAAGCAGCAGGAGAAGGAUUGUGUUGAGAAGGAACAGGAGGACAAACGGAUCCAAGAACAGGGGAAAAUGGUAGAGAAAGCUGAAGAAGAGGAAGAAACAGGCCAGGAGAAAAAAGAGCAGAUGAGGGAGGAUGGAAAAAAUGAGGAAGGAGAGGAAACUGGUGCAGAGGAGGAAAAAUGGAAGAAGCUGGAAAGAAAAGGCCUGGAAAGUGUGGAGGAGGAAAAAGGAGUAGAGGUUCAAAGAAGUGAAGAGCAGGAGCAGGAGCACAUAAAUAACAAAGAAGCUGAACAAUUGGCAGGGCAGGACAAGCAAAAUGAAGAUACAGAGUUAAGUAAAUGUGAUUUCCAGUGUGAUAGAGGCAUUUCUGAUGAAGUAGAAAACUCAGUGGCUGCUGAUAACAGAGACGUGGCUUCAUCUGAAACUGAAAAACAGCACAACUUGAUUUCUGCUGGACACUCUUGUGGUAUAAAAGAGAGGGAAGGAGCAAAUUCGACCUCUAGUUUGGACUCAGCACCCAAAAUAGAGACUUCAGAUAUCCAAGAGGAGAACAAGAAGACAAAAGGAACUGUACAAGGAAACAUGGAGGUGGGAACAGAUGCUGCAAUUCUUCAUCACGCAUCCGGUAAGGAAUCCAAGACUCCGACUGUGGCUUCUUUAACCCCACUUAUGACAACCACCAUUAGUCAGAACAAUGUGGAGGACAGCUGCAUUUCUGUAAAGUCCACCAAGAUCUCUGAAGCAGAUGAAACAAGGAAGUCAAGCAGAGGAGAUACGGGCGAACAGUUCAGCUCUGAGGAAGUAGCUGCAGAGCAUGACAACAAGACGCCAGCCGUGUUACUGAGGGAAACUGAGAAAGAUGGAAAUGAGAAAGUCAUCAGUGAUCACUCCACAUCUGCUGGCUUCAUCUUCCAAAACACCCUCUUGUAUGAGCUGGACUGAUGGACUGAGGAAGACUUGAGAGGAAAAGAACAAGUUUUCUUGUUUUACAGGAGUU